This is a messenger RNA of Pseudophryne corroboree (corroboree frog), 1886 nucleotides long. RefSeq lists its product as uncharacterized. The transcript has 2 exons. Bases 817 to 1722 code for a protein of 301 amino acids. Lineage: Eukaryota; Metazoa; Chordata; Amphibia; Anura; Myobatrachidae. The record is from RefSeq and is a predicted model, not a curated record.
CAGAAAGCGAAACAGCUGUCUGAGGAGACUCAGUGCAGUGCAGCCAGAACCGGAACAGCACACCCUGAUUUCUACGCGCAAUCUUAGUGUCAGAAGAGGCAAGUAUAACUUUACAACAUGCCAUCCAAAAACUGGUACAGACUCACAUCAUUGUUCCCGUUCCACCUCAUCAGCUAAACAAGGGGUACUAUUACAACUUGUUUGUAGUACCAAAACCGGACGGUUCAGUAAGACCAAUUUUGAACCUUAAGUCGUUGAACCUGUGCUUACGAGUGUUCAAAUUCAACAUAGAGUCUCUGAGAUUGGUGAUCACAGGUCUGGAGGAGGGGGAAUUACUAAGUCUCUGGAUAUCAAGAAUGCAUACCUUCACAUUCCGAUCUGGCCUCAUCAGGCUUAUCUGUGGUUUGCACUGCAGGACUGUCACUACCAGUACCAGGCCCUGCCAUUUGGCCUCUCCAUGGCACCAAGGAUGUUCACCAAGGUGAAGGCAGAGAUGAUGCUUCUACUCCACAAACAGGGAGUGAACAUAAUUCCGUACCUGGACAAUCUACUAGAAGAGCCAUUUAUUUAAUUUAUUCCAUUCUAAAGCAAACGCUUCCCACUACCUGGACAAUCUCCUGAUAAAAGCACCGUCCAGGGAAAGGUUGCUGGACAGCAUUGCUCUGUCAACCAAACUUCUCCAGGAUCAUGGGUGAAUUCUGAUCCUUCCGAAUUCCCACCUAGAGCCAACACAGGCUCCCAUUCCUGGGAGUGAUACUGGAUACGGAGUCGCAGAAAGUGUUCUUUCCAUUGGAACAGGCAUUAUUAAUCCAGUCGAUGGCUUGGGAUGUCCUGAAGCCAACCUGGAUAUCAGUGCAUCUAUGCAUUCACCUUCUGAAAAAAAUGGUGGCCUCUUACAAAGAUCUUCAAUAUGGAAGGUUUCACACAAGACUCUUCCAACUCGAUCUGUUGGACAGGAUCACAUCUUCACAUGCACCAGAGGAUCCACCUGUCGCCAAAAGCCAGGAUCUCCCUUCUGUGGUGGCUACAGACUGCUCAACUCAUCGAGGGUCGGAGGUUCGGAAUUCAGAACUGGAUUCUGCUAACCACAGCUGCAAGCCUCAGAUGUUGGGGAGCAGUCACUCAAGGGGUGCAGUUUCAAGGAAGAUGGUCCAGUCAGGAAGUCGUCCUUCCAAUCAACAUUCUGGAAAACAGGGCCAUAAACAAUGCCCUUCUGCAGGACUCACAUCUUCUUCAAGAUCAGGCCAUUCAGGUCCAGUGGGACAAUGUGAUGGCAGUAACGUACAUAAACCGACAGGGCAGAACAAAAGGCAGAGUUGCAAUGUCAGAGGUGUCAAGAAUUCUCCUCUGGGCAGAGAGAAAUGCUGUGGUGUUGUCAGCUGUCUUCAUUCUGGGAGUAGACAAGUGGGAAGCAGACUUCCUCAGCAGAGACAACUUGCACCCGGGGGAGUGGGACCUUCAACUGGAGGUGUUCAGAUACUUGAACAGUUGAUGUGGAUAUCCACAGAUCGACAUGAUGGCCUUUUGUCUCAACAAGAAGCUCAGGUGGUAUUGUUCCAGGUCGAGAGACCCACAGUCGGUGGCGGUAGAUGCCCUGAUGACUCCAUGGGUCUAUCAGAUGGUGUACAUGUUUCCUCCACUUCCUCAGAUCCCAAGAAUUCUAAAGAGAAUAAAAAGGGAAAAGAUUCAAGCAAUUCUAAUUGUUCCAGACUGGACAAGUAGGGCCUGGUACACGGACCUUCUGGAGAUGCUCCUCAAAGAUCCGUGGCCUCUUCCUCUUUGCGAGGAUCUUCUGCAAAAGGGCCCGUUCGUCUAUCAGGACUUACCACAGCUAUGUUAGAUGGCAUGGAAGUUGAACGGCUGAUUCAAGCCAGGAGAGGGUCACU